This is a messenger RNA of Syzygium oleosum, 3214 nucleotides long. Its product is annotated as receptor like protein 22-like. Gene Ontology annotation, molecular function: protein binding. Bases 1 to 3081 code for a protein of 1026 amino acids. The transcript is spliced from 2 exons. The record is from RefSeq and is a predicted model, not a curated record. NCBI's taxonomy places the organism in Eukaryota, Viridiplantae, Streptophyta, Magnoliopsida, Myrtales, Myrtaceae.
AUGGAAUUCAAGAGAAGUUUCAGAAUCAACACGACAGAUUGGCGAUGCAUUUAUCCAAAGGUCCACUCCUGGUCUCUAGAUGGAAGUGGAGAUUGUUGUUCGUGGGACGGCAUCGAAUGUGACGAGGUCACCGGCCGAGUGAUUGCCCUCGAUCUCAGUAGCAGUUGUCUCUCGGGCACCAUGAGUCCCAACACCACUCUCUUUCGACUCGUUCACGUGGAGUCGCUCAAUCUCGCUUACAACAGCUUCAACUUCUCCCCAAUCCCGUACGGCUUCAGCAAUCUUUCGAAGUUACAAUACCUUAAUCUCUCCCACUCGGAUUUUUCCGGUGAAAUCCCUCACGAUAUCUCGCAGCUAUCCCGGUUAGUUUCUCUCGAUUUGUCCACUUCUUGGGACCUGCCACUUCAUUUGCCCAACAUGGGCGACCUUGUUCAUAAUUUGACUGGGCUAAAAGAAAUCGAUCUUUCUUCUGUAAGCUUGUCAUCACCUGUCCCUCAUGUGCUAGCGAAUUUCUCUUCCUUGACAUCGCUUCGGCUUGGAAAUUGUCGAUUGAAUGGAGACUUUCCGGUCAGCAUUUUUCAGAUGCCAAACUUGGAAGUCCUUGACAUUUCUCUGAAUCCCAACCUUUCUGGUUUUUUUCCCAAACCGCAUUGGGGUUCUCCAUUGAAAUUGUUAUACCUUUCCUCGACCGACUUCUCGGGAGAAAUACCCGCUUCGAUCGGAAAUCUUAGUCUCUUGAAUGAGUUAGACGCUAGCUACUGCUCUUUUUCGGGACUUCCCUCUUCAUUGGGUAAUCUUUCUCAUCUCACCGCACUAGACCUUCGCAGAAAUUACUUGCUAGAUCAAAUCCCUGUUUCCGAGCUUGGAUAUUGUGGAUUGAAUGGAGACUUUCCGGUCAGCAUUUUUCAGCUGCCAAACUUGGAAGUCCUUGACAUUUCUGGCAAUUCCAACCUUUCUGGUAUUCUUCCCAAACAGCAUUGGGGUUCUCCAUUGAAAUCCAUAAACCUUUACAAUACCAAAUUCUCAGGAGAAAUACCCUCUUCGAUCGGAAAUCUUAGUCUCUUGAAUGAGUUAAACGCCUGGGAGUGCCAUUUUUCGGGAUCGCUUCCCUCUUCAUUGGGUAAUCUUUCUCAUCUCACUAGACUAUACCUUCGCGGAAAUAACUUGCAAGGUCAAAUCCCUGUUUCCUUUGCUGAUCUUACCCAGCUAUCAGAGCUAAGCCUCUCUUACAAUAACUUGAGUGGUGAUACUUUGGAGUGGGUGGUCAACUUGACAAAACUUACCUACUUGGAAAUUUCAGAUAAUCGGCUAAGCGGUGGACUUCCAUCUUCAUUUGCGAACCUGAAGCAGUUGACUUUUCUCCACCUUUCUCACAACGACUUGGGCGGUGAUAUUCCGAGUACAUUGUGGAAUCUAGAAGAUCUUGAAUGGCUUGGGCUGGGGUCGUUUAAUCUCAAUGGCGUUCUCGAUUUAAAUAAUCUAUUCAAACUCAAGAACUUGGGAGAUUUAGAUUUGUCCUUCAACAAUAUAUCGUUCACCAAGUCAUUCAUCAAUGCCACUACAUCGACGCUUGCCACCUUAAUCUUGGAUUCAUGCAACUUGACCGAGUUCCCACAGUUUAUAGGCUACUUAAGCGAAUUGGUGCGGCUAGACCUAUCACACAACAGAAUCCGAGGGACCAUUCCUAGAUGGAUGUGGAACAAUAGCAAAGAAUCUCUCUGGUAUAUAGAUCUUUCUCACAAUCUUUUAACCGGCUUAGAAAACAACCAGACUAGUCUUCCUUUGCCGAAGUUGGAAUAUCUUGACGUUAGUUCUAACUUGCUAGAAACAACCCUCCCUGUCCCACCUCCCUCGGUCAUGAUAUACAACAUCUCCAACAACUUCCUAUAUGGGGAAAUUCCAACAUCCAUUUGUGAACUGAGAUCUCUUGUAGUGCUCGAUUUGUCCAACAAUUCUCUGAAUGGCACACUUCCUCCUUGUCUGGGUGGUAUUGGUCCUUUGAUUUUAUUGAACCUUGCAAGAAAUAAAUUCGAUGGCAUGAGCCCUCGCGUUAACCGAGAUGAUUGUGCAUUGAAGAUGAUCGACCUAAGAGAAAACCGACUAAGAGGGAUUGUUCCGAGAUCUUUAGGAAAUUGCGGAAUGCUGGAGCAUUUGAAUCUUGGUGACAACCAAAUUAAUGAUACAUUCCCAUUUUGGCUAUCGGAAUUGGCCUACCUAAAAGUUAUUGACUUGCAGUCCAAUAAGUUCUAUGGUCCCAUAGACGGUCAUCUAAGCCAUCUUAACUUCACCAAUUUGCACAUCCUAGACCUUUCCAACAACAGCUUCAAUGGUAAACUUCCUUUCAAGUUGUUACAGAGUUGCCAUGCCAUGAAGUUUAUCGAUGGUCAAGAUAAGUUGGCAUAUAUGAAUAUACAUCAAUGGAUUGAUAUGUCUGGUUUCAUACUCGACGGAAGUAUGAUGACUUAUGCGUUGACAUUGAUGAAUAAGGGCACGAAAAGGGAAUAUAAGAAGAUUCCAUAUAUGCUUGUGGCAAUUGACCUCUCUAGUAACAAGUUCGAAGGUUCCAUUCCUGAACUCAUUGGAGAUUUGAAGUCUCUUCAUAUGCUCAACCUUUCAAACAACUUCCUCAUUGGUAGCAUCCCUCCUUCCUUGGCAAACCUGACAGUGCUCGAAUCAUUGGAUCUUUCCCUAAACAAUCUCACGGGAGAGAUUCCCCAACAACUAGCCAGCCUCACAUUUCUUGAAUUUUUCGAUGUCUAUCACAAUCGACUAUCGGGACGAAUACCACAUGGAACACAGUUCGACACAUUCGAGAGCAGUUCGUUUACGAUGAAUCAGGGGUUGUGUGGAAGUCCUCUGCCAAAUAAAUGCACAACUGGUGAAAGCGCUGCACCACCACCAUCAUCUUUCAAAGUAGAUAAUGAAGUAGAGUCUCUAUUCGACUUGGAUUGGAAAAUCGUGCUGGCUGGCGCUGGAGUUGGGUUUUUGGUUGGUGUUGUGCUGGGGAACUUGAUCAUUGACGAGAAGAGUAGGUGGUUCUUGCACUACUCCAAGAGAAUGGCAAAAGGAUGGAAAAGGUGAGGAAAUCUCUGGCAGACAAGAAAAUAUGCAGCUAGAUACUUAAUGCAUACAUGCAUGUCUGAAGAUUCCAAUCUAUGUUUGUUUGCAUGUUUCAGUAUACUAUUAUGGAGAUGUUGUUUUCUUGCUCAUGAAA